AUGGCUGAUAACGCCCCUAUUGCUGAGGGGAGCGUCCCAAACCUUCACAAGGAUGAGGUAACUGGUGAGAUGGUUUCGAAGUCAGAGCUGAAGAAGAGACAGAAGAAGAGAGAGGCAGAUGCAAAAAAGGCUGAGAAAGCCGCUGCUGCCCCGCCGAAGCCCACAGCAGAUAAGAAGAAGAAAUCUGAAAUUGCUGAGGAGGAGGAACUCACGCCUAAUCAAUACUUUGAGAUCCGUUCUCGAGCCAUCAAUAAGCUCCGCGAGACCAAGAGCCCAAACCCGUAUCCUCACAAGUUCGAUGUCAAGAAUAAGAUCUCCGAAAUCAUCUCUACAUACGGCUCUCUCCAAAAGGGUGAGACCAAGCCAGAUGUUGAAGUCCGUGUCGCUGGACGUAUCCACGGUAUCCGUGCAUCGGGGAGCAUGCUCCGUUUCUAUGACCUCCGCGCUGAGGGAGUCAAGAUCCAGAUCAUGGCGCAGGCGCAGGACGCCGUUAGUGACUACCUCGCUCAGCACGAGCACCUUCGCCGUGGUGAUAUCAUUGGGAUUGUCGGAUAUCCUGGAAAGACGAACCCUAGCAAGAAGGAGAACCCUGGAGAGCUCUCAAUCUUUGCUAAGGAGGUUGUACUAUUGACCCCAUGUUUGCACAUGCUGCCGACCGAACACUUCGGGUUGAAGGACCAGGAGACUCGUUACCGCCAGAGAUACCUUGAUCUUAUCAUGAACAACAAAUCCCGUGACAUUUUCAUCACCCGAAGCAAGAUCGUUUCUUAUAUCCGCCGAUUCUUCGACAACCGCGAUUUCGUCGAGGUUGAGACACCUAUGAUGAACGCGAUUGCUGGAGGAGCUACUGCUAAGCCGUUUGUUACCCACCACAACGAUCUUAACAUGGACUUGUUCAUGCGUGUUGCUCCAGAACUUUACUUGAAGAUGCUGGUUGUUGGUGGACUCGAGAGGGUCUACGAGAUUGGUCGCCAGUUCAGAAACGAGGGUAUCGACCUCACUCAUAACCCCGAAUUCACAACUUGUGAGUUCUAUUGGGCAUAUGCCGAUGUGAACGACAUCAUGGACAUCACUGAAGAACUUGUCUCUGAAAUGGUCAAGAGCAUCACAGGAUCAUAUAAGACUAAAUUCACAACCGUGUCUGGAGAGAUCUACGAAGUUAAUUGGGAGAGGCCAUGGAAGAGGAUUGAGAUGAUUCCCGCCCUUGAGGCUGCUACAGGAACUACUUUCCCUCCUGGAGACCAGCUCCACACCAAGGAGACCAAUGACUUCCUGAGGGAAGUCGCUAAGAAACACAACAUUGAUUGCUCACCACCCCAGACCAAUGCUCGUCUCCUCGACAAAAUGGUCGGCGAGUUCAUUGAAGAGACCUGCAUCAACCCCACCUUCAUCACUGGACACCCACAGAUGAUGUCUCCGCUUGCCAAGUACCAUCGUUCUAUUCCGGGUCUCUGUGAGCGUUUCGAGGCCUUCGUAUGUAAGAAGGAGAUUGUGAACGCAUACACCGAGUUGAACGAUCCCUUUGACCAACGUCUCCGUUUCGAGGAACAGGCGAACCAGAAGGAUCAGGGUGACGACGAGGCACAACUUAUUGAUGAGAACUUCUGCCAGAGUCUUGAGUAUGGGUUGCCACCAACUGGUGGUUGGGGUAUGGGUAUUGAUAGAAUGGUUAUGUUCAUCACCGAUAACUACUCUAUCAAGGAGGUGUUGGCUUUCCCAUUCAUGAAGGAUGAUCACUCCGAGAAGAAGACCGCCGCCGAGGUUGUUGGAAUUCGUCCGAGUGCUCCAGUUGAAAGCACUGGAGAGCUUCAAUCAUAG
Morchella importuna is the source of this 1818-nucleotide messenger RNA. RefSeq lists its product as uncharacterized. NCBI's taxonomy places the organism in Eukaryota, Fungi, Ascomycota, Pezizomycetes, Pezizales, Morchellaceae. The transcript is spliced from 5 exons. The coding region runs from base 1 to 1818 and encodes 605 amino acids. Gene Ontology annotation, cellular component: cytoplasm; cytosol. The record is from RefSeq and is a predicted model, not a curated record. Gene Ontology annotation, molecular function: lysine-tRNA ligase activity; ATP binding; tRNA binding. Gene Ontology annotation, biological process: lysyl-tRNA aminoacylation.